AUGCGGAGUAGGGAGAAUCUCAGUGUUGGUGUGGCUGGAGCAAGACGGCCGAUGAGGACGAGUAAGGAUGGGAUAAAUUCGAUGAGGGUGUUGGGGAGGAGGGGCAUGGCCGGGACAAGUAACGGAGGUGGGGAAACGACGACUGGCGCCAAAGUGGAGGAGAUGGUGGUCAAACAGCGGACGAGACGCGGGGAAUCGACUGUAUGGACCGUUAUGGCGAUGCAGCGGGGCUCGACACAGGGGCCAGGACAGCAGCCUGAAUGGCGGGUCGCCAAAAAGGUAGUCGACACCUCCCACCCCUCCGCCGACCCAUCAAACAUCCCAUUACCCGCCAGCCCCCAAACCACCACCAACAUCCUCCACACCGCCUACCUCCAGACCCGCGAAAAGCUCGCCAUCGCCUUCCUCCCAAAGGGCUACCCGCACUCCAUCACCCCCGACUACACCCCCUACACCCUCUAUUCCUUCCUCCACUCCGUCACGGGAACCCUGACGGGCACCCUCUCCACCCAAGCCCUCCUCCUCGCCCUCGGCAUGUCCGCCUCCACCUCCGCCGGCUUGGCCGCGACAACCAACUGGAUCAUCAAAGACGGGUUCGGACUCCUCGGGGGUGUGGUGUACGCCGCGCUCACGGCGAACAGGUUUGACAGUAGCCCGAAGCGGUACCGGUUCCUCGCGGCGGUCAGUAUCCAACUAGCCACCAUCGCGGAGCUGCUCACCCCUUUAGUCCCUCACCUCUUCAUCCCCUUGGCCGGGUUAUCCAACAUCUGCAAGAACAUCGGCUGGCUCGCCGCCUCCGCCACAAAAGCCUCCAUGCACAAAGGGUUCACCCGCGAAGACAACCUGGGCGACGUGACAGCAAAAGCGGGUGCGCAGGCCACUGCUGCCGGAUUGGUGGGGACGGGCGGCGGGGUGUUGUUGAGUUGGUGUGUGGGCACGGAGGUGGGGAAUCUGAUGGGGGUUUUUGUGCCGCUCUGUGCGGUGAAUCUGUGGUGUGCGUAUAGGGCGAAUGAGAGUGUGGUUACAAGGAGUAUCAAUUUGGAGAGGGGGGAGGGGAUCGUCAGCGGGUGGUUGAGGGGGAUGGGGGGCGACCUUACGAGCCGCGUGAGCCCCACGGGCCUUGAGACGAACGGCGGCGGGACGAUGGAUACGGGAUCGAAGCAAGAACGUGGGAGCCGGAUCCUUCCGACCCCGCAACAGAUCUCGCCGACCGAACACUUCAUCUACGCCUACAGAUCCGUUUUCCCCGUCCCUCUCGCGUUGGAACCGUCACUCAAACGCCGACUCGAUGUAUUCACCACCCACCAACAAUGGGAACGCUUUCUCAGCGGGGAGACGACGUUCGGGCGUUCGAGGACCGCCGCGAGCGAAGCGCAGAUACCCAGUGAGAAUUAUCGCCUCCUCAUCGCCCCCGGCCCGGCCUCGCGUGCGCGGUCCUACAUCCCGCGCAUCCUCCACAGCCUAUGGAAACCCAACGAAAAUGGAACCGGUACACGAACGACGAAAGAGGGUAUACCCGACGUCCACGUCUGCUGCUGGUACACGGAACACGCGACCGCGGAGGAUAUCCUGAAAGGGUUCUACCAUGCGUGUGUUGUGCGCGCUCUUGUCGCUCAGGAGCCCCAACCUCGCGAUGUCGACACGAUACAGGGGUACGACGGGGUGGUGGUGGAAGCGUACCAGUUCGUGGAAGAGACGUUUGAGGAUUUCAUGGCGAGUUUGAAGGGGGCGGGGUGGGACGUGGGCUUUACGCAUUUGGGGGAUCGGAAUGCGCGGUUGAGGAUUGGGUGA
Molecule: messenger RNA, 1791 nt
Organism: Fimicolochytrium jonesii
Lineage: Eukaryota; Fungi; Chytridiomycota; Chytridiomycetes; Spizellomycetales; Powellomycetaceae
Product: vitamin B6 photo-protection and homoeostasis-domain-containing protein
Exons: 1
Coding region: 1-1791 (596 amino acids)
Source: RefSeq, a predicted model, not a curated record